This is a messenger RNA of Fonsecaea multimorphosa CBS 102226, 975 nucleotides long. RefSeq lists its product as uncharacterized. Gene Ontology annotation, molecular function: phosphatidate phosphatase activity. The transcript is spliced from 2 exons. The record is from RefSeq and is a predicted model, not a curated record. Lineage: Eukaryota; Fungi; Ascomycota; Eurotiomycetes; Chaetothyriales; Herpotrichiellaceae. Gene Ontology annotation, biological process: phospholipid metabolic process. Bases 1 to 975 code for a protein of 324 amino acids.
AUGAGGCAGGCAAAGAUCGAUGCGCCUGGCAUGGUAGCAGCUAUCCGGCGCUUCUGGCAACGGUCGUAUGCGUCUGACUAUGUUGGAUUUGCCGUACUUUUGACGUUAUAUGUUUGUGCGCAACUCUUUCUCGAACCAGUCCAUCAGAUGUUCCGUCUCGACAACCCAGCCAAACAGUAUCCCUAUGCCCAGGUCGAGCGGGUGUCCUCCGGAGAAAACGUCCUGCUCGCUGGAGUUGCUCCAGCCGUUCUUCUCGUCAUAUGGGCCAUUGUUAUGCGACCAGGAAUCCAUCAUGCCCACGUUACGAUCCUUGGCUUUCUCAUCAGUCUCUUUCUGACCGCGCUGCUGACGGAUAUCAUCAAGAACGCCAUCGGCCGGCCACGUCCAGAUCUGAUUUCCCGCUGUAAGCCAGUGGCGGGAACACCGGAGCACGAGCUUGUCACCGUUGCGGUGUGCACCGAGACGAGACACCAUACUCUGCACGAUGGGUGGCGGAGUUUCCCAAGCGGCCACAGCAGCUGGGCAUUUGCAGGACUGGGAUACCUAGCUUUGUUCCUGGCAGGCAAACUGCAUGUCUUUCGACCGCAUGCAGAUCUGGCCAGAAUUUUGGUUUUCCUGGCGCCAUUGACCGGGGCUGCACUGGUCGCGAUGUCGCGAUUAGCCGAUUACAGACAUGACAUCUACGAUGUUACUUGUGGCAGUCUCUUGGGCAUGUCAGUGGCUUAUUUUACAUAUCGGCGAUACUUCCGUCCUCUGCGACAUCCCAAAUGUGACGAACCCUAUCCGAACAGGGCAGACUAUGCUAUGGCGAGAGCGGCGAGAGCAACCAGAGCUGGUCCCAGAGAUUUGGAACAACAAUUGGCCGACGAAUUUUCGUUGAGUGACCAGUCUGAGGAUGAGGCCCAGGCUUAUCUUUUGACAGAGUCCGCCCCUGCUCGGACAAGGGAGCAUGUUGAAGCAGCGGAGCCACCAUAG